Molecule: messenger RNA, 3387 nt
Organism: Grosmannia clavigera kw1407
Lineage: Eukaryota; Fungi; Ascomycota; Sordariomycetes; Ophiostomatales; Ophiostomataceae
Product: importin beta-5
Exons: 4
Coding region: 1-3387 (1128 amino acids)
Biological process (GO): protein import into nucleus
Cellular component (GO): cytosol; nuclear envelope
Molecular function (GO): small GTPase binding
Source: RefSeq, a predicted model, not a curated record
AUGGACGAUCUCGUUCGCCUGCUCAGCGACACGCAACGGCCGGAGGAGGAGCCACGCAAGCGAGCCGAGCUCGACCUUCGACACGCCGAGUCCAACCCCAGCUUUCCGGGCCUGCUGGCAGCCAUCGCGGCGACGUCGAGCUAUCCGGUCGAAAUCCGACAAUCGGCCCUCUCGGUGCUCCGGCGGUUCAUCGAGCGCAAUUGGACCCACGACGCGGAGGACGAAGAGGAUGACGAGGACAGCGACGACGACGACGCAGGCACGAGCCCGGCCGGCCGGCCACGCUACACCGUGACGGAUGCCACGAAGCAGGAGCUGCGGGUACAGCUGCUGGAGCUGGCGACACGUGACGAGGACGACCGCCGGAUCAAGCCGGCCGUGAGCUACGUGGUUGGUAAGAUCGCCGCGGUCGACUACCCAGACCGGUGGCCCGACCUGGUGGACCACCUGCUGAGCGUGAUCCGCAGCGGGACAGACGUGCAGCUGCACGGGGCACUGCGGGUGCUCGGCGACCUGGUCGAGGACGGCCUGAGCGAGACGCAGUUCUUCGCGGCGGCACGCGGCAUCAUCGAGGUGCUCUACCUGGUGGCGGUCAACGGCAGCCGGCGGCCGAUGCUGCGGGCGCUGGCCGUGUCGGUGUUCCGCAACAGCUUCGACCUGAUGGACAUGGUCAAGGAAGAGCACCUGCUGGAGGUCAAGGGCUUCGCCCAGGAGGCCCUGCAGGGCUGGCUGCCCUUUUUCCACGAGAUCAUGAAGACGCCGCUGCCGCUGGACCAGCCGGUGGCCACGGACAGCGGCCAGCAGUCGGAGAGCUGGAACGGACUGGUGGCGCUCAAGCUGCAGUGCGUCAAGACGCUGCUCAAGAUCAAGGCCGUCUUUGCAUCGCUGCUGCUGCCACAGAGCCCGGCCUUCUUUGAGGAGACGUGGCAGGAGCUGUCGCUGCUGCAGGGCGCCUACGCCCAGUUGUACCUGGACCAGGACAGCCAGAGUCGGCUGGAGGACGCGGACGGGCUACCGUACACGCUCGACUUUCUCGUGCUGGAGGAGCUCGACCUGCUGAACCAGUGCAUCCGCGCGCCGCCGGUGCAGAAGGAGCUGGGUGGCCAGCUGAGCGCCAGCGCGGCCGCUCACGAGACCCCGUGGAUGGUGCAGCUGAUGCGGCUGCUGGUCGGCUACGCCCGCAUCACGCGCGAGGAGGAAGACCUGUGGGACAUUGACGUGUCGCUGUACCUGGCCGAGGAGGCGUCUAUCACGGCCAACUACACGGCCCGGACGGCCUGCGGCGACCUGCUGAUCAAGCUGGGCGAGUGGAUCGGCCAGCACGCCCUGGAGGGGCUCUUUGCCCACACGCGUGCCGUCUUUGCGGACACGCCGGCAGCCUGGCGCUCGCAGGAGGCCGCGCUGUACCUGUUCACGAUGCUGGCGGGCGACCUGAUCGACUGUGACAAGACGAUCCCGGCCGAGAUUUGCGCGGCUUACCUGCCGCUGGUCGACGUGGCCGUGGCGGCAGCGGCCGACGAGCCGCUGCUGCAGGCCCGCGGCUACCUCGCGGCCGGGCUGCUGGCCCAGAACUUUGCACCGGCCGGCCGGCUGAUGGACCCGGCCAUCGUGGCGGUCACGCAGGCAGCCUCGGAGCUGGUGCAGGUGGCCUGCGUCAAGGCGCUCGACAGCUUCAUGCAGGCGACGCCGGCCGGGACGAACAUCAACAACAUUACGACCUCAGGCUCGGCCACGACGUCCAUCGCGGCCGGUCGCCAGACGGCCAUCCUGCUGGCCCUGCGCGAGUUUCUUAACAGCCGCGACGUCGACGACCUCCAGGACGCCGACGACCUGCUGGCAACGCUGUGCGAUUCGCUGCGCCGCGCCAUCAGCAUCAACCCGGCCGUGGUGCUGGCCGACGACGUGCCCUCGGUCGACCUGCUCUUUGCCAUUGGCCGCUGCGGCGCCCGCAACUUCCACGUCACCCUGAUCGUCAACGAGGCGUUUGAGGAGAUUUUGCAGCGGCUGUCGGACCCGACGUCGUACGUGACGCUGUGCGCCAAGGUGCUGCCGACGCUGAACGGAUUCUUUUCGUACUCGGACCUGACCAAGGACGAGCCACUGAUAACGAUGGCCACUGAGCUCAUCGCUCUCCUCACACAAAACGGCACGGAGCCACUACCGAACGGAUUCGUCGCACAGGUAGCGCCCAAGCUGAAGCGCAUCCUGAUGGAGUCGAGCGAGGGCGAGAUCCUGCGGCCGGGCGCGGAGGCGCUCAAGAACAUGCUCAGCCACGACCACCACCAGGUCUUUGAGUGGCACGACGAGCAGGGCAACAGCGGGCUGGUGGUGUGUCUGCAGAUCAUCGACCGGCUGCUCGGCCCGGCGAUCGAGGACAACUCGGCGUCCGAGGUGGGCGGACUGGCGGCUGAGCUGGUCGAGAAGGCCGGCCAUCAGCGGCUCGGCGACGGAAUGCUGCAGCGACUGCUUCAGGCUGUGGCCGUGCGGUUGAGCUCAGCCACGACGGCUCAGCUGAUCCAGUCGCUGAUCCUCGUGUUUGCCCGCCUCUGCCUCACGGCCGCCGGCGAGGUGGUCGAGUUCCUCAGCCAGAUCACCGUCGGCCAGCAGAACGGCCUGGCCGUCGUUCUGAGCCAGUGGCUCGAGAACUCGAUGAGCUUUGCGGGCUACGAUGAGAUCCGGCAGAACGUCAUUGCCCUUUCCAAGCUCUACGAGCUCAACGACCCGCGCGUCAGCGAGACCCAGGUCAAGGGCGACCUGAUCAUCACGCAGAGCGACUGGAUCAUGACGCGGUCACGGGCCAAGCAAAGUAUGCACCACCACCAUCCGCUCGCGCCUCCGGCCAGCGUGAACCCGGUCACUGACUUCUUUACCCUGCCCCCCAAAGAUCCGGACCAAUACACCAUCAUUCCGGCGCCGCUCAAGAUCCUCAAGCUGCUGAUCGAGGAGCUGACGUCUGCCCAGGGUCAGCUGGGCAGUGCCGGACUGGGCGCGGGCGGCACCGUGGCCGCCGAGAUGGGUGUCGAUGGCAGUGUGGGAGGCGGUGCAGGAGCUGCCAGCGCAGGAGGCGCAGCCGGCGCCGUGGCCACAUCACCGACCCAUAGCAGCGGCGGUGACGAUGACGGCGCGGUCAACGAUGAUGGCGGUGCCGACGACGGCUGGGAGGACGAGCCCGACGACUUGCUGGACCUCAGCCUCGGCGCCUCCAAGGCCGACCUGCUCUCGUAUCUAGACGGUGGUCGCAGCCGCGUGCGUGACGAUGAGACUCAGGCCUACCUGACCGACUUUUUCCUGCACGCCGCCCAGGAGAACAAGGCCAACUUCCAGGACUGGUACGCGCGCCUGACGGCCGACGAGCAGGCCAAGCUGAACGAGCUGGCGGCACACUGA